AUGGGCAUCAUAUUUGGUAAAAAGAAGAAACCUUCAAGGGUAACAGAGCAGGACAAAGCAGUUUUGCAGCUAAAGCAACAAAGAGAUAAGAUUAAAAUGUAUCAAAAGAGAAUAGAACUUUCCUUGACUAAAGAUAGGGAACUAGCCAAAAAACUUCUGAACAGUGGACAAAAAGAUAGAGCCAAAUUACUGCUUCGGAAGAAGAGAUAUCAAGAACAACUCUUAGUAAAAACUGACUGCCAAUUGGACAACCUUGAGAAACUUACACAUGAUAUAGAAUUUGCCAUUGUAGAGCUCCAAGUAGUUGAAGGCUUGAAGGUAGGAAACGAUGCUCUCAAAAAAGUCAAUGAUGCUCUGGAUAUUGCUGACAUUGAAAGUAUACUUGAAGAAACACGAGAGGGUGUUGAAAAACAAAAUGAAAUCAAUGAUCUAUUGACUGGACAACUCACAGAAGAAGAUGAAGAAGCUGUGGAAGCAGAAUUAGCUGCAAUCAUCAGUGAAGAAAUGCCUGAGGUGCCUUCUGUAGAACCCAUUCCACAAAUGGACAAAGAUAUCAUCCCCGAGGAGAAAAACAAAGACAAAAAAGUGAAAGAGAAAGAAAAGGAGCCUGUUGCACUUAUGGCAUAA
This is a messenger RNA of Phaedon cochleariae (mustard beetle), 627 nucleotides long. The record is from the annotation of a GenBank genome assembly. Lineage: Eukaryota; Metazoa; Arthropoda; Insecta; Coleoptera; Chrysomelidae.